Molecule: messenger RNA, 1944 nt
Organism: Striga hermonthica
Lineage: Eukaryota; Viridiplantae; Streptophyta; Magnoliopsida; Lamiales; Orobanchaceae
Source: the annotation of a GenBank genome assembly
AUGGCAUCGAUGCAAACAAGCCUGGCGUCAGCUUUCUGCAACAACAGAAAUCAAUUCCCCACAACUUCUUUCCUUCAUGGGGUUGAGAUGAUCAACUGCCAUGUCGCUAGCAUGAUGAGGAAGAAGGAGAUGAUUUCUCCUGCUUCUUCCUUGCGGCGGCCGAAGGCCACGCUAACAUUUGAUCCCUCGACUGCCGAUCAAGAAAAGGUUAUGCAGCGCAAGCACACGGCGGAUCCAAGUGCUCCUAAUUUUCUCCCUCUUCCGUCCUUUGAGGAAUGCUUCCCCAAGAGCUCCAAACAAUACACGGAAGUGAUGCACGAGCAAUCUGGUCGUGUUCUGCGAGUUCCGUUUAGGCGCAUCCACCUGUCAGGAGACGAGCCGCAUUUCGACACCUAUGACACUAGUGGUCCACAAAACAUCAGCCCACACAUUGGGCUCCCCAAAUUGCGCAAGGACUGGAUCGAAAAAAGAGAAAAAUUGUGCGGGCCAAGGUACACCCAGAUGUUCUACGCCAAGCGAGGCAUGAUAACCGAGGAAAUGGCCUUUUGCGCUGCCCGCGAGAAGCUCGACCCGGAGUUCGUCCGGGCUGAGGUCGCCCGUGGCCGUGCUAUCAUCCCCUCCAACAAGAACCACCCGGAGCUCGAGCCCAUGAUCAUCGGCCGCAACUUCCUGGUAAAAGUCAAUGCCAACAUUGGCAACUCAGCCGUUGCCAGCUCGAUCGAGGACGAGGUCCACAAGCUACAAUGGGCCACCAUGUGGGGAGCGGACACCAUAAUGGACCUCUCGACUGGCCGCCACAUACACGAGACUCGGGAAUGGAUCCUACGCAACUCCCCCGUGCCAGUCGGGACCGUCCCCAUCUACCAGGCUCUUGAGAAAGUCCACGGCGUGGCCGAGAAUCUUACGUGGGAGGUCUUUAGGGAUACUCUAAUUGAGCAGGCCGAGCAGGGUGUCGAUUAUUUCACGAUACAUGCUGGUGUACUGCUCCGUUACAUCCCGUUGACUGCAAAAAGGAUGACUGGGAUCGUUUCUCGUGGUGGCUCGAUUCAUGCUAAGUGGUGCCUGGCCUAUCACAAGGAGAAUUUCGCGUACGAGCAUUGGGAUGAGAUACUGGAUAUCUGCAAUCGGUAUGACGUAUCUUUGUCGAUAGGGGACGGGCUGAGGCCUGGCUCAAUUUACGACGCGAAUGAUACUGCUCAGUUUGCGGAGCUGUUGACUCAGGGGGAGUUGACUCGUAGGGCUUGGGAGAAGGAUGUGCAGGUAAUGAACGAAGGCCCCGGGCACAUUCCCCUUCACAAGAUCCCGGAGAACAUGCAGAAGCAGCUUGAGUGGUGCUCAGAGGCUCCAUUCUACACUCUUGGCCCACUGACGACUGACAUCGCCCCUGGCUACGACCACAUAACCUCAGCCAUCGGGGCCGCCACAAUUGGCGCUCUCGGCACGGCUCUCCUCUGCUAUGUGACCCCUAAGGAGCAUCUCGGUCUCCCCAACCGAGAUGACGUCAAGGCUGGUGUCAUCUCCUACCGAAUCGCAGCCCAUGCUGCUGACCUUGCCAAGGCCCAUCCACUUGCUCAGGCCCGUGACGAUGCCCUCAGCCGGGCCCGAUUUGAGUUCCGUUGGGCCGACCAGUUUGCUCUCUCCCUCGACCCGUCCACUGCCAUGGCCUUCCACGACGAGACGCUGCCGGCUGAGGGGGCGAAGGUGGCGCAUUUCUGCUCCAUGUGCGGGCCCAAGUUCUGCUCGAUGAAGAUCACGGAGGACGUGCGGCGAUAUGCGGAGGAGCAUGGUUAUGGUGUGGAUGUGGAGGAAGCUUUGAAGGGAGGUAUGGAGGCUAUGAGUGCUGAGUUUUUGGCUGCAAAGAAGACAGUUAGCGGGGAGCAGCAUGGGGAGGUCGGUGGGGAGAUCUACUUGCCCGAGGAGUACGUCAAGUCCACGAUGAGUUAG